AUGGUUUACAAACGCGUAUUAUGCAUAGCUGCUUUGUUCACUGUUAUAAUGUCUUCGGCACUAUUACCCCUUUACUUCCGUCUCUCCCAUGAGGCUCAGGUUAUAUUGCUGGAUUUCUUCAUCGAGAAGACCAAUGUGCUUUUUACGUAUAACGAGAAUUUGGAGAAGGAAGCCUUUUAUUAUGCCAAGAACAGAUUCCAUAUUGUCCCCCCAACCAAAGUCCACGAAAUUGCAUUCUUCAACCACACUGGUAAACCUGUGGAUGAUGUGUUCAUUGCUCAGAGUGUCAUUGGAUUUUGGCAAAAUGAGACAUUCCACUUCGGAACUGACUGGCAGGUAAGGCAAGAGUAA
Messenger RNA from Cylicocyclus nassatus, 351 nucleotides. The record is from the annotation of a GenBank genome assembly. NCBI's taxonomy places the organism in Eukaryota, Metazoa, Nematoda, Chromadorea, Rhabditida, Strongylidae.